GGCGGAAAGCCGCAAAGUACGGGUUUUCAUCGUUUCAGCCAAUGGUCACACUGUGAGCCUUUUCCACGUUUUUUACCUCUGGGUGCAGGGUGCAGAGAUUUUUGCCAGUGGAAAAAGGAAAAGGAUCAAGGAUUCCUUUUUCUCAAGCAGGAAAACAAAGGAUCUGCGGGUGUCGCCGCUAAGGACAGCAGUAACAGCAGCAUCGACCGGCACAGAGUGCAUUCGGUUUUGAUAGGGAUUAGGAAAACGAAUCGCAAAAAUGGAGGCACAAAAACUCACGGAACUGUUGCGCGCAACUAUCGAGCCGAAUCCGGAGCAGCGAAAGGCCGCCGAGGAGCAACUGGCCCAGAUACACAAAAUCAUCGGAUUCGUGCCCACCAUACUGCAGAUCGUAAUGCAGACGACGGUGGAGCAGCCGGUGCGCCAGGCAGGUGCUGUAUACCUCAAGAAUUUGAUAAACAGCAGCUGGUCAGACCACGAGGCCAAGCCGGGCGAGCCGAUUCCGUUCUCCAUUCAUGAACAGGACCGUGCCAUGAUCCGUGGUUCCAUUGUAGACGCCAUUGUACAUGCCCCUGAGCUCAUCAGAGUUCAACUCUCCGUCUGCGUGAAUCACAUCAUUAAGAGUGACUUCCCCGGCCGAUGGCCCCAAGUGGUAGACAACAUCAGCAUCUAUCUGCAAAAUCAGGAUGUCAACGGUUGGAAUGGCGCCUUGCUGACCAUGUAUCAGCUGGUGAAGACCUACGAGUACAAGCGCAGCGAGGAGCGAACGCCCCUCAACGAGGCCAUGAACCUGUUGCUGCCCAUGAUCUACCAGCUGAUGGUUCGCCUCCUGACCGAGCAGUCUGAGCAGUCGGUGCUGCUUCAGAAACAGAUCCUUAAGAUCUACUUCGCUCUUACGCAGUACAGUCUGCCGCUGGACCUUAUCACCAAGGAGAUCUUCUCGCAGUGGAUGGAAAUUUGUCGCCAAAUCGCUGAUCGGGAUGUACCCGAUAGCUCUCAUUUGGACGAUGAUGAACGCACCGAAUUCCCCUACUGGAAGACCAAGAAGUGGGCUCUCCACAUCAUGGUCCGCAUGUUCGAGAGGUAUGGCAGUCCCAGCAACGUGGUUAGUGAAAAGUACCAAAAAUUCGCCGAAUGGUAUCUGCCAACGUUCAGCCAAGGUGUACUGGAGGUGCUUCUCAAAAUCCUCGACCAGUACCGCAAUCGCAUCUACGUUUCGCCGCGUGUUCUCACGAAUGUGCUCAACUAUCUGAAGAAUGCUGUAAGCCACGCCUAUACCUGGAAGCUAAUCAAGCCGCACAUGGUGGCAGUUAUCCAGGAUGUGAUAUUCCCCAUUAUGUCGUUCACCGACUCCGAUCAGGACCUGUGGGAGAACGAUCCCUACGAAUAUAUCCGUCUGAAGUUCGAUAUAUUUGAGGACUACGCCACGCCGGUUCCGGCUGCGCAAUCUAUGCUGCAUUCCAUGUGCAAGAAACGCAAGGGCAUCCUACCCAAGGCCAUGGGCACAAUUAUGCAAAUCAUCACGUCCCCGAAUGCGGACAACAAGCAAAAGGAUGGUGCCUUGCACAUGAUUGGAACACUGGCGGAUGUUCUGCUGAAGAAGGCUCAAUAUCGGGACCAAGUGGAGUCUAUGCUUACUACCUAUGUAUUUCCAGAGUUCCAGAAUCCCGCUGGCCACAUGCGGGCGCGUGCCUGUUGGGUUCUGCACUACUUCUGCGAAGUGCAGAUUAAAAAUCCCCAGGUCCUGGCCGAGAUCAUGCGGCUGACUACGAAUGCCCUGCUGACGGACAAGGAACUUCCAGUUAAAGUGGAGGCGGCCAUUGGCCUGCAAAUGUUCCUGUCAUCCCAAGACGACGCACCUCAAUAUGUUGAAGGUCAGAUCAAGGAGAUCACCAAGGAGUUGCUCACCAUCAUUCGUGAAACUGAGAAUGAGGAUCUGACCAACGUAAUGCAAAAGAUUGUCUGCACCUUCACCGAGCAGCUGCUGCCGGUGGCGACCGAGAUUUGCCAGCACUUGGCAACCACCUUUAGCCAGGUUUUGGAGUCCGAGGAGGGAUCCGACGAGAAGGCCAUCACCGCCAUGAGCCUGCUGAACACUAUCGAGACACUGCUCAGUGUGAUGGAAGAGCAUCCCGAUGUCCUGCUCAAUCUCCAUCCGAUCGUUAUCAAUGUGGUGGGACACAUUUUCCAGCACAACAUUACUGACUUCUAUGAGGAGACCUUCUCUCUUGUCUACGAUUUGACGGCCAAGUCCAUCUCUCCCGAGAUGUGGCAGAUGCUGGAACUGAUUUACCAAGUGUUCAAGAAGGAUGGCAUUGACUACUUCAUUGACAUUAUGCCGGCUCUGCAUAACUAUGUGACUGUCGACACGCCCGCAUUCCUCUCCAAUCCCAACAGGCUGCUGGCUAUUCUCGACAUGUGCAAAACGAUGUUAACUAGCAGCCCUGGCGAGGAUCCAGAGUGUCAUGCCGCCAAACUGAUGGAGGUUAUCAUCCUUCAAUGCAAGGGCCAGAUCGACUCAGUGAUACACAUGUUCGUGGAGCUGGCUCUUUCGCGCUUGACGCGUGAAGUGCAGUCUUCGGAGCUGCGAACCAUGUGCUUGCAGGUGGUAAUCGCAGCACUCUACUACAAUCCUCAACUGCUGCUCUCUAUUCUGGACAAGAUGUCGCAGCAGAAUAACGAGUCGAUUAGCGCGCAUUUCAUCAAGCAGUGGCUUCACGACACCGACUGCUUCUUGGGAAUUCAUGAUCGCAAACUUUGCGUCCUGGGCCUGUGCACACUCAUCUCACUGGGCGAAGCCAAGCCACAAGUUUUGAGUGAGGUAGCUGGCAAGAUCGUGCCAGCUCUAAUCCUGCUCUUUGAUGGACUGAAGCGUGCCUACGAGUCGCGUGCUCAGGAGGAGGAGGAGGAAGAAGAGGAGGACGGUGAUGACUGCGAGGAGGCUCUGUCCAGCGACGAAGACGAUAUGGACGAUAUGGCUCCCAAUUAUCUAGACAAACUGGCCGAGUUCACCAAGUCCAAGGCAGGUGAAGCUGGCUUCGAAGUUACGACUGAAAUUAAGGACGAAGAUGCGGACUCUGACGCUGAGGCCGAAGAGUCGAUUGAAGAUCUGAACGAGACGGGACUUGAGUCGUUCACCACGCCAAUUGACGAUGAGGAGAACGAGAGCGCCAUUGAUGAAUACUGGACGUUUAAGGAAGUUAUUACAGCACUUUCUGCUCAGGACCAAGUCUGGUACAACUUGUUGACAUCGAACCUGACCGCCGAUCAGGCCAAGGCGCUGCAGGAAGUGGUGGUUACCGCCGAUCAACGCAAGGCCGCCAAGGAGUCAAAGCUGAUUGAAAAGCAGGGUGGCUUCGCCUUUCCUCAGACAGCCGUGCCCACGUCCUUCAAAUUCGGCUCCUAAAUGAAUCAACUGAAUUGAAAUGACCAGAUCACCAGAGACUUGGUUCAAUUUCUGACUUGAAUGUUUCUCUUAUUCUUUCCAAAAAAAAAAAAACAAAAAAAACUAAAACAACAACAAAAAAACACUAACAACGUCAAACAAACACAUGUGGCGUGCUGCUAAUGGCUUUAAGGCAUUCUCCUGGUUUUCGUACACUCCGUGUACCAAAUGCUGCAUUCUUCGACCAAAAGCGGUCGAUUCAAGCAGCGGUGAGACCGCACCUAUAUUUAUUGUAGAUUUAUACUUUAUUUCCUACUUCUUGGCACUCGGCUGCCAACUAAAUUAUGAUAACUUAAGUCAAAAGUCUAUUGUAAAUCUUUGUAUGUAAACAAAUCGAAACGAAACGAAAACAAACACGUCGAGGACGAAAAAGGUCUCAUGUAAUGAGAUUGUGCCCACCCGCACGCCCCCCAGAACUCCAAAAAAAAACACGGCAAUUCGGUCAGAAGAUGAGAAUUCAACGAAGAGCAUUUCACAUACAUUUUCUUUAUACACACAUAAACGUAUAUAUUUUACUAAAUGGAGCGAUAUUUUUGAAAAAUAAACAAAAAAAACAUUUUUAACGUUUGAACUGGA
This is a messenger RNA of Drosophila bipectinata, 4021 nucleotides long. RefSeq names its product importin-7 msk (gene msk). Gene Ontology annotation, cellular component: nuclear envelope; cytosol. Gene Ontology annotation, biological process: protein import into nucleus. Gene Ontology annotation, molecular function: small GTPase binding. The record is from RefSeq and is a predicted model, not a curated record. NCBI's taxonomy places the organism in Eukaryota, Metazoa, Arthropoda, Insecta, Diptera, Drosophilidae.